Messenger RNA from Salvia splendens (bonfire salvia), 960 nucleotides. RefSeq lists its product as uncharacterized. The transcript has a single exon. NCBI's taxonomy places the organism in Eukaryota, Viridiplantae, Streptophyta, Magnoliopsida, Lamiales, Lamiaceae. The coding region runs from base 65 to 727 and encodes 220 amino acids. The record is from RefSeq and is a predicted model, not a curated record.
ACAUCCACAUUGUCCUUCCCAUAAACUAUAAACUCCAUCUCAAUUUCUUCCAUCUCAACCAUCAAUGGUAUCACUCGAACCCCUCACGGACCCGACCCCCGUCCCCGCCCGGAUCUCCUUCUCGGCCGACUUCCUCGACGACGCCAACUUCAUCUCCAUCUCCCCCAAGGACCGAGAUCAAAAGGACACCCCAACCAGAACCGCCGCCGACUUCGAGUUCCUCUCCGGCGACGCCAACCCCAACAUGAUCACCGCCGACGAGCUCUUCUCCGAGGGCAAACUCCUCCCCUUCUGGCAAUCCCAGCCCCUCCACAAGCUCAACCUCAAAACCACCGACUCCGACGCCCCGCCGCCGCAGCAGACGGUCAACGCCGACGACGACCAGCGCCGGAUCAGCUGGUUCCUCGACGACGACCCCUCUCCGCGCCCUCCAAAAUGCACCGUCCUGUGGAAGGAGCUCCUCCGCCUCAAGAAGCAGCGCUCCUCCACGCUGUCGCCGUCUCUUUCGUCGUCUUCUUCUUCGUCUUCGUCGUCGUCGGCUGAGGAGGAGAGGAAGAAAGGAGGCAAUAAUAAGGCGGCGAGCAAAGUGAAGAAAGGGCUGGAGAGGACGAGAUCGGUGAAUAUAAGGAUUAGGCCGAUGAUUAAUGUUCCAAUCUGCACCGCUGCGAGGAGCACGGCGCUGCCGCCGCUCUUUCCGGCGAGGAGAGGAGGGAAGUUAGAGGGCUAGGGAAUUCAUUACAUUACAUUACAUGAGAAUUUUUUUUUUGUAUUUUUUCAUGUAUUGAUUUUUUUAUUUUUUUUACUGUUCUAUUUAGAUUUUUGUUGAAUUAAUCCGGUGAACAGUUGAUGUAGAGUGGUGCUUUGAUGUUUAGUAAUUCUGUCAUGAACUAAUUAACAUUGUUAAUUAUUUACUUAAUUAAUUACAUUUUAUAUGGGAAACAUGAUCCACUUAUUAUGGAA